AUGCUUUCGGGUGAGUCGGCCAAUGGCCAGUUCCCGGUGAACGCUGUUCGGAUGUUGGCAAACACUGCCCUGGAAGCGGAGUCUUGCCUUGACUACAAGGCCUUGUAUAAGGCUAUCCACUCUUCCGUGAUGGCAAAGGGACCGGUGGGAGUGUCAGAAGCUAUUGCGGCUUCUGCGGUGGAGUCUGCUGAGGACGUGAACGCUUCUGUAAUUGUUGCUCUGACUCAGACUGGUUAUACCGCGAGACUGCUUGCCAAGUUCAAGCCUCGCCAGAUGAUCAUUGCAGUGUCCAGUUGUCCGAUAACUUGUGCUCAGACGACCACUCUUAGAGGUGUGAUUCCCGUUCUUGCCGAUGAUUUCAAGGACACCGAAGCAUUGAUCGCUAAGGGUGUCGCGGCCGCGAAGGCUCGUGGUUUCGCCUCUACUGGCGAUGCAGUGGUAGCCGUUCAUGGAGUCAAGGAGGAGGGUGCCGGUAACACUUCCCUCAUGAAGAUCGUUGUUGCAUAA
Molecule: messenger RNA, 507 nt
Organism: Gregarina niphandrodes
Lineage: Eukaryota; Apicomplexa; Conoidasida; Eugregarinorida; Gregarinidae
Product: pyruvate kinase
Exons: 1
Coding region: 1-507 (168 amino acids)
Biological process (GO): glycolytic process
Cellular component (GO): cytoplasm
Molecular function (GO): magnesium ion binding; potassium ion binding; pyruvate kinase activity
Source: RefSeq, a predicted model, not a curated record